UAGGAAAAUAGAAGCACUGUCAACAGGAAAUCGUGGAGACAUUGUAACGCAUGAAGAAGUUACUAAUUUGCAAAAGCUGAGGUUCUUUGAAACGAAUGGGGCGUUCCUUGUCGGAGACUUCAAUAACCUUCUCCCCAGUUUAACAUGGCUUUCUUGGCGGUUUUGCCCUUUCGAGUUUGUGGCAACAAACUUUCGUCCGACUAAUUUAGUCAUUCUAAACCUUUCAUGUAGCGGUAUUUCUGAGGAAUGGCUUGGCUGGAACCAAAUCAAAGUAUGCUACGAGUAUCACUACUUGCAUAUGUUGUAUCAUUUCUUCUGCUUUUUUUCUGGAUAGAUUGUUUGUUAAUGUAUAUAAAUUAUCAAAUUGUUUGGCAGGUGGCGAGCAAGCUCAAAAUACUAGAUCUCAAGAAUCGCAAAUACUUAAGGAAAACACCUAAUUUUUCUGCGUGGGAGUCCUUGGAGAGAUUGAUUCUUGAAGGCUGUCACAACUUAAAUGAAAUCGACCCAUCCAUUGGUAAAUUAAAGCUCCUCACUACUUUGAACUUGAAUGGAUGUGAGUCUCUUCGAGAGUUGCCCGAAGAACUUGGAUAUCUAGAAGCUUUGAUAGAAAUUCUCAUGCCUUGUUCGCCACGUAUGUUUAAACUUCCAGAGACAUUUGGUAAUUUGAAGUCAUUGUUGACCUUCGAUGUAUCUCAUAGGCAAAUUAGCAAGUUGCCAUACUCAAUUGGAGGGCUGGUGAAACUUCGGCGGUUGAAUAUAUCUAAGUGUAGGAUGAUGAAGGAACUUCCGGACACAGUUGGGAACUUACAAUCAUUGGUCGAGUUGGAUUUGUCAUUUACAUGUUUGGGUCACCUACCCGAUUCAAUUGGCAAUCUAAAGCAACUGAAAGUACUUAGAAUGAGCCACAUAAGUAGCAUAACAAAAUUACCCAGUAUGAUUGGGCUGGUGGAGAAGCUUGAAGAGUUAUACGCUAAUUAUUGCUGGAACUUGACCGGCAAAAUCCCCGAAGAAAUUGGACUUCUAUCCCGUUUGAGGAUCCUAGACUUGUCAUACACAUGUAUAUCUGGAUUACCCUCCACGGUGAGUCGCCUCUCUAGUCUCCAAAUACUUAACCUAGAAGCAUGUCCUGAGCUUAAACAAUUGCCGGAGCUUCCCCCAAGUUUGACUUGUGUAAGAUGGACCACUGAUACUGUCAAGUUCUUCGAAGGCGUGCAAUUUGUGCUGGGGAGUGUCACUGCUCUUCACACUACCAUCAUUCUCCUUUCUCUGCUGGAAAAACUAUCAUCGUCCCCCAAAACCACGUAUUUCCUCCCCUGGCUCCCUUCUAGUUUAAGAGAGUUAGAACUUGGAAAUCUAUCGAUUGGACAAUCAUUCGAUUUUUCCAGAAUGGAGAACUUGUUGAUGUUGCGAGUAGACAGUUGUUGGAUGCCGGGUAGAUUUCGUGCCAAUAGGCUGAAGCCCCAAAAAAGAAUGCUGGAUGCCCCGUUUCAGUUGAGAAUGGAAAGUUUGAGACAUUUAGAGAUGCGUAGGUGUGCGUUGACCUCAAAAGUACUUGAUCUGUCGUCCAUGAAGAAUCUGCAAGAGGUACAUUUGCUUGGAUGCAAGUGGUUGGUCGAGAUUCGCGGCCUUGAAGAUUUGGGAUCCCUUUGCUCCCUAUCUGUCGUGGAAUGCAACUCCUUGGGAAGGUUGUCAGACUUAUGGAAAUUGAGAAAGCUAAGGAAGCUCAGGGUUGGAGAAUGUCCAAAGCUAAGAAGCUUGGAAGAUAUAAACCACUUGAAAUCUUUGCGGAAGCUAUGGAUUCACGAUUGCAGGUCGUUGGAGAGUUUGGCCAACACCUCAAAUCUGGAUUUAGAAUGUUCCACAGUCGAACGUUGCGAGCGGUUGGCCGACCGGGACCGGAACAGUUAUUGCAGAUGUCACAAUAACAGAGAUUCAGCGCUUGCCGAACGCGACCACACUGGGUAUUUUUGAGCCAGUGAUGCUGAACCCGGCCUGAUGAAGUCUGGCAAAAAGUUUUCCCAUGAUCAGUAGUGGUAUCAAGUGCGACCCAUGGAGAUU
Rhodamnia argentea is the source of this 2058-nucleotide messenger RNA. RefSeq names its product disease resistance protein RPV1-like. Gene Ontology annotation, molecular function: protein binding. The record is from RefSeq and is a predicted model, not a curated record. Bases 247 to 1971 code for a protein of 574 amino acids. The transcript has 2 exons. Lineage: Eukaryota; Viridiplantae; Streptophyta; Magnoliopsida; Myrtales; Myrtaceae.